AUGGACACAUCGGCACUCAAUCCUCGCGCGGAAGAUCCCUUCCGAAAGGCACUGGAAAAAUACCCAGAAAAUGUCGACAUCCUGAUUCCCGUCAUCGGUCGGUCUGGGGUUGGAAAAAGUGAAUUCAUCAACGCUGUUCUGCGAGAAGAGUAUGGACAAGGUAUCAAAUCUGAGCAGCUCAUGGACGUGCAACACACGUUGCGUAGAUGCACCGUCGACGUUAGGCUGGCUGAGCUGGGGCGCACCUCAGAAGGGAGGCGUGUAGUUCUUGUUGAUACCCCGGGGUUGAUCGACGGUCUUGAUUCAAGAGAAAACGAAGGACUUCAUGUCGAAAAGGUGGCAAAUUGGUUCAAAGAAGUUUACCGUACUCAGGAUAGUGCUGUACUCGGUGGUAUCAUCUAUCUUCACAACCUGGCCCAUGACACUUUGCAUCACGAAGACCGACAGUCUCUGCUGAUUCUGAAGGCGUUAUGUGGAGUCAAGUCCCUUUGUAGGGUGGUCGUUGCCACGACAAGAUGGGACACAAUAAAAGACGAGGCCUCUAUCACUUGGAAACUGCGGGAUCUAGAGGAGUUCUAUGGGUCAAUAAUCAAAGAGGGGGCGACAUUUGUAAAGGAGAAUCGUACCGCCAGGGAAAUUGUCGCCAUGGCAGUUGCAAAAUAUACCCCCGGUGCUCCUCUGCAGAUACAACAGGAAAUGAAUGAGAAGCACUCAUCGUUUUCGAAAACUACCGUUGGAUCCUUUUACCGGGAACCAGCCAAUCUUAAGAGUGGGUUUAAUGCUAUACAUACCCUCACUCGCAGGAUGCUCGCCUCUUUAUUUGGUUGA
Molecule: messenger RNA, 828 nt
Organism: Psilocybe cubensis
Lineage: Eukaryota; Fungi; Basidiomycota; Agaricomycetes; Agaricales; Agrocybaceae
Exons: 4
Coding region: 1-828 (275 amino acids)
Molecular function (GO): GTP binding
Source: RefSeq, a predicted model, not a curated record